GUAUCCUGCGGAUUCCUGGAAGAUUAACUCUGAGCUUCUUCCUAAUCCAUAUGGUCGCCCUCGAAAUUGUGUUGUCCAAUUUGCACGAGGCAGAACGAACUUCCGGUAUAUUGAUGCUCUCGAUGUUCUUCGGCGUUACCUCGAUGUGUUACCUGUUGGCGUUCGUUAGUUUUGUUUUCAUCGAGAAACCAUGCGACGUCAUCGUUAAACAACUUCUCAAACCGGCAACGAGUAGCCAUGCUGCUGAAUCGACCGGCGACGGUGCCCGUGAAAUAGCUAACGGUGCCGACGCCAAAACCGGUGCUGGGGGACAAGGCGGAAUCUCUGCCCUCAGAGCUUGGAACAGUUCCGGUCCCGAAUCUGGCAAAGAGCAAAAGUGAGUGAUUGAAUGGAGUUUCAAUCAGUUUGUUGAUAGUAGUUUAAGAAAAAACAACACUAGAG
Molecule: messenger RNA, 441 nt
Organism: Uranotaenia lowii
Lineage: Eukaryota; Metazoa; Arthropoda; Insecta; Diptera; Culicidae
Exons: 3
Coding region: 51-380 (109 amino acids)
Source: RefSeq, a predicted model, not a curated record